UUGGACCCUUAGUCAGAAAGACAUAUAUUUGAAACCUGCCUGUAUUUUAGACCAGACUCCUAAUAUGAUAUUCCCUACAUAAGCAGCAAACUCUGUAAAAAAUAUUAAGGUACAAAAACACCAUUUAUAGAAAUGGUAAAAUAGAUUUUUUUUUCUCUUAUUCCUCAUCUAGAUGCCCUGAAGAAACACAUGGCUCAGAUAAAUUGCACCCAGGUGACAGAGUUUAUUCUUGUGGGCCUCACAGAUCACCAGGAGUUGAAGAUGCCCCUCUUUAUGGUAUUCUUAUCCAUCUACCUUUUCACAGUAGUAGGCAACCUGGGAUUGAUCCUAGUCAUUAGAGCAGAUGCAAGACUCAACACACCAAUGUACUUCUUUCUUAGCCAUCUGGCUUUUGUCGAUUUCUGUUACUCUUCUGUCAUCACACCCAAAAUGCUUGCAAAUUUCUUGUACCAACAAAAUGUCAUCUCCUUCAAUGCAUGUGCUGCUCAGUUAGGCUGCUUCCUUACACUCAUGGUAUCAGAAUGCUUGCUACUGGCCUCCAUGGCCUAUGAUCGAUACGUGGCUAUUUGUAACCCUCUCCUGUAUAUGAUCACAAUGUCCCCAGGAACCUGCCUUCAGCUUGUAGCUGUCCCCUAUAGCUAUAGCUUCCUGUUGGCCCUGUGUCAUACCAUCCUCACCUUUCGUCUCUCCUAUUGCCAUUCCAAUAUCAUCAAUCAUUUCUACUGUGAUGACAUGCCUCUCCUCAGGCUGACUUGCUCAGACAUUCACACCAAACAACUAUGGAUUUUGAUCUGUGCUGGUAUCACAUUAAUUUUCUCUGUAUUGAUCAUUUGUGUCUCCUACAUGUUCAUCAUUUCUGCCAUCCUGAAGAUGCACUCAGCUGAGGGCAGGCACAAAGCCUUCUCCACAUGCAGUUCCCACAUGUUGGCAGUAACCAUAUUCUAUGGGACUCUGAUCUUUAUGUACCUACAACCAAGCUCAAAACAUUCUCUUGAUACAGACAAGAUGGCCUCUGUCUUCUAUACAGUAAUCAUUCCAAUGUUGAACCCCUUGAUCUACAGCCUCCGAAACAAGGAUGUGAAAGAUGCCCUAAAGAAUGUCAUCAUUAAUAGAAACCAGGCACUUGUAUUCACGAGAUUAAGAAAAUAACUUAAUAAAAGUGGGCUU
Loxodonta africana (African savanna elephant) is the source of this 1167-nucleotide messenger RNA. Its product is annotated as olfactory receptor 8U8-like. Lineage: Eukaryota; Metazoa; Chordata; Mammalia; Proboscidea; Elephantidae. Gene Ontology annotation, cellular component: membrane. The transcript has a single exon. Gene Ontology annotation, biological process: sensory perception of smell; G protein-coupled receptor signaling pathway. Gene Ontology annotation, molecular function: odorant binding; olfactory receptor activity; G protein-coupled receptor activity. The record is from RefSeq and is a predicted model, not a curated record. The coding region runs from base 190 to 1149 and encodes 319 amino acids.